UGAAAUCUCUGUCUCAUGCAUCAAACCGACCUCGUGUCUUCUAUAUAUUUGUUGUUCUCCAACAUGCACUUGCCAUUUUCAAAUUUCUCACCCGAUUAGAAUCUUUUUUUCUUCGCUCUCUCUUUUACACUCUGAAUUCAGAAUAGACAUUAUCAUGAAGAGAAACUGCUAUUUGAAUCUUCGAUCAAAUCCUUCAUCCCGUGAAUCAAUGAAACAAACGGAGUUUUUCUUGCACUUGCAAAUUUAUCUUUUUGUGCAAGGAUUUUUUAGGAAUGAGGCGUUGAACGUAAACCAGCAAAUGGUUGCCAUUCCUCAUAGUAGACGCCACAUGUUGGAUGUUACAGAACUUCAGGCUAGAGUGAUAAUAUGGUUGGCAAGUCAAGAAAUGGAAGCAAGGAAGGGUAACAAAGGACCAGCUUCAAUACCAUUGUUUCCAUUGCAACCUCAAGCACUAUUAAUGCAAGGCUUUUGCAUAAAGAGAUCACUUCACAAUUUCCUUCAGAAGAGAAAGAAAAGGUCUAAAAGUCACGUCUAGCUCCAUUGCAACUUACUAUAGCAAAAACUAGUCAAAUUAUGUACUACCAAAUUUUACCCUUUGCGGGGACCAAUAGUGUAUUUUCACUUGAUACACCACUUUCUUCAGUGGUCUAGUGAUAAGGCACAUUUUUAUCAAUGAAGAAUGGCUCUUCCAGUUCA
Messenger RNA from Lotus japonicus, 696 nucleotides. RefSeq names its product protein JAZ13-like. Lineage: Eukaryota; Viridiplantae; Streptophyta; Magnoliopsida; Fabales; Fabaceae. The coding region runs from base 155 to 535 and encodes 126 amino acids. The record is from RefSeq and is a predicted model, not a curated record. The transcript has 3 exons.